Molecule: messenger RNA, 1975 nt
Organism: Paramormyrops kingsleyae
Lineage: Eukaryota; Metazoa; Chordata; Actinopteri; Osteoglossiformes; Mormyridae
Source: RefSeq, a predicted model, not a curated record
AUAUAUAACAUCUACAGUGAAGGCAGUCUGGAGUUCAGCGGUCUGUCCCGUCAGUUCCUCUUCCGUCGCCUGGAGCCUCACACUCUCUACACCCUGGUGCUUGAGGCCUGCACCGAGGCAGGCUGCUCCAGAACAGCCCCACAGCCCGUCACCACGGUGGAGGCCCUGCCCUCCUCCCAGCCCCCGCCCGUAGCCCAGUGGGUGGGGUCAAGCAGCGUGGAGCUCAGCUGGUCUCCCCCAGUUCAACCAAAUGGCAAGAUCUCCCAGUACCAGGUUAUGGGCCUGAGGUGGCCGGCUGAGGAAGAUGCCCCUGGGAAUGUACUGUUUAUAGAGAAUGAGACCAAUGGCCACACUUUCUCCCACAACGUAACCGGUCUGCAACCCUGGACAACGUACAAGUUCUGGGUACGGGUGAGGAACGGGGCCGGCUAUUUUGAUGGCCCCCAUGUGACGGUGCAGACCAAACAAGCCCCUCCGGAAGGGUUCGAGGCACCCAUUCUCACCCACCUGGAGGGAAGGCCGAAUGCGGUGGUUGUGUCAUGGAUGCCCCCUAGGGAGACCAACGGGGUCCUCUUAUCCUACCGGAUCCAGAGAGACGACUCCAGCUUCCUCUUCAGCUUGGACUCUAGCGUCCUGAACUUCACAGAUGAGGAUGUGAUGGCAUACACCAUAUACAGCUACGCUGUGACUGCCUGUACUGCGGCAGGCUGUGUCACUAGCCCCGCGACCAAAAUCAGAACACUAGAGGCACCCCCCGCUGUAGUAGAGCCACCAGUAGUGACUGAUAUCGCCACACAACACUUCAAUGUCUCCUGGACCAGACCACCGAUCCACAAUGGGGAGAUCACGCAUUACUCCCUGGAGUUAGACAGUGUGGAGUGCUACAGAGGGAAGAAGCUGUAUGCAUUUGCUUCGGGCCUCCAGCCGUACACAAGUUACCUGUUAGUCCUCAUCGCCUGCACGAACGGCGGCUGCACAUCCAGCUCGCCGGUGGCAGUCCGUACGGGAGAGGCUCCGCCCACUGGCCUGCACGUGCCGGCCCUGAGGGUCACGGGCUCCGAGUCAGUGGAGGUCGCCUGGGGAGAACCUGAGCACCCAAAUGGGGUCAUCUCCGCUUAUGAGCUCAGAAGAGACGGUCUACUCAUAUACACGGGCAAGGAAACUCGCUUCCACGACUUCACUCUGCUGCCUAGUGUGGAGUACAGCUACACCGUGUCUGCCAAAAACAGCCAGGGGAGCACCAGCAGCUCACUCGCCACGGCCAGGACCAACCCAUCCGCACCAUCCGGCAUCGUGCCGCCAACUCUGCAGCCAUCCAGUUCAACUGACAUCCUCGUGGUCUGGGAACCCCCCAUCCGAACCAAUGGAAACAUCGUCAACUACACCAUCUACUGUCGAGACCCCGCUGAGUCCAGCCUCGAGAGCUUGGUCUUCUCUUCAGACCACAGUGCCUUCCUUAGUCGAUCUGUCAUGCUCUCAGACCUGAACCCAUAUUACAGAUACGAGGUUAGACUGGAGGCUUGUACUAUGCUGGGCUGUGCUUCUAGCGACUGGGUAGCCGUGCAGACCCUGGAAGCUCCCCCUGCUGGCCAGGUGGCACCAACGCUACAGCUGCAGAAAGACGCGAAUGGACUGCAGACCACCUUCCUGCUCUCCUGGCCCCCACCCUCACAGCCCAAUGGGAAAAUUUUACACUUUGAGCUAUACAGGAGGCUGGUAGUAGACAGUAUUGCCGCCCCACUGGCCACGCUGGUGUACAGGAAUGCUUCCACAUCGUAUCAUGACACCAAGCUCCGGCCCGACACUGCCUACGAGUAUCAGGUACUGACACUGUAGCAGGCUAAGCAGAGGUCUGCUCAUAUGAUUAUGUCAAGGUCGUCUUGCACUAACAAGAUGAUUGAUAUGAGGCAGAGCACUGAUCUGAACGUGGGCUGGCUCUACUGCUGAGCACGAGCAAGGGCUAUGGGUCUGAACG